This is a messenger RNA of Lutzomyia longipalpis, 870 nucleotides long. It is a transcript of the gene kri, whose product is annotated as uracil phosphoribosyltransferase homolog. Lineage: Eukaryota; Metazoa; Arthropoda; Insecta; Diptera; Psychodidae. The transcript has 3 exons. The coding region runs from base 84 to 740 and encodes 218 amino acids. The record is from RefSeq and is a predicted model, not a curated record.
AAGAAAUGACAAGAACUUAACGAAAAGUCUCUUUGUGUUGUGAAAUUUUCUCUACUACUUUUCCGGGUGUUUUGUGGGUUAAAAUGGGCAGUGGUGGUGAUGUCUUGGUACCCCCAACCUGUGAUUAUGGGCCAAAUCUCAAAUUAAUCCCCACAAAUGACCAAUUGAAGGAACUUCAGACUAUCCUGCGCGAUAAGAACACCAGCCGCAGUGAUUUCAAAUUCUACGCCGACCGUCUCAUCCGCCUUGUGAUUGAGGAGAGUCUCAAUCAACUUCCCUAUUCCCCAAUUCGUGUUAUAACCCCCACAGGAGCUCACUAUGAUGGGCUGAAGUAUCGAUCCGGAAACUGUGGAGUGUCCAUUGUUCGUUCUGGUGAGGCCAUGGAGCAGGGAUUGCGCGAUUGUUGUCGCUCAAUACGCAUCGGGAAGAUUCUCGUGGAGUCUGAUGCUGAGACUCACGUUGCCCGGGUUGUCUAUGCACGAUUCCCGGAAGAUAUCUCCCGAAGGCAGAUCCUCCUCAUGUACCCCAUAAUGUCAACAGGGAAUACAGUCAUCCAGGCAGUUAAUGUGCUGAAGGAGCAUGGAGUUCCGGAAAAUUGCAUUAUCCUCUCGAAUCUCUUCUGCACCCCAAUGGCAGCCAAAACCAUCGUUUCAGCCUUCCCGCAGAUGAAGAUUCUCACAUCUGAACUCCAUCCAGUGGCACCAAAUCACUUUGGUCAGAAGUAUUUUGGAACUGAUUGAUUUAUCCGGAAAAAAACGUUCCUCGUUUGAUCAAGUCAGCAAGUUCAUCCUCCCUGGACAACUUGCCGAGUAUUUUAUUUAAAUAACAUAUUUUAAUACAAGUUUUGUCAAUAAACUAAUCCUAAAGAAA